CAGACAGUCCCCUUCCAACCCUCCAUAGGUUGCAAGCGCCCGCCCCCCAACGCGUCCACCGCACUGCCAACAGCGCGGUCGGCGCCCAGCGGAACUCUGCGUCCCACACGCGUUUCUGGAGAGGAGAUUUCGGCAUCGGACCUCAGGUCCCACGUAGUUUCCGGCGGCGACGGCGACGCAUGGCGGCCGUAGGACAUCCUGCUCGGGAGACACCAGUGGCCGCAGGCCCAGGGCACUCCACGCGCAGUGACUCUGCCGCCCGGGCGCUCUCCGAACGCGGUGAAGGCGGCGCAGCCUCAAAGAAGCAAAAGAAGAAGAAAACCCGGAACGGAGCCUCUGUGGCGAAUGGAGGCGGGAAGGUCUCCGAAGAGCCGGGCUCAGAGGAAGCGUCCCUCUGCGCGGAGGCUCAGGCAGAGCAGCUGGCCCGGGAACUGGCGUGGUGCGUGGAGCAGCUGGAGCUGGGCCUCAAGAUGCAGAGACCCAGUCCGAAACAGAAAGAGCAGGCUCUUGGGGCAAUCCGAACCCUGCGUAGCCAAAGAACCCCUCUGCCGCGGAAGAGGCAGCUGAUGCGCUCCUUGUUUGGGGACUACAGGGCUCAGAUGGAAGCUGAGCGGCAAGAGGCCCUUCGGGUUCUCAGGACUGCAGCCCGCACAGCCCAGGUGCAGCCUGUAACUGAGGCCACCAGAAGGAAGAGUGGGAGGGUCUGCAGGACUCACCAAGCAGUGGUAGCCAAGGCCACCCUGGACACUCCUGAUGAAGAGUUCAGGUUCAAUUUCUUUUAGUCUGUCCUCCAUCCUGGAACAUUUCCCCUCCCCAGGUAGUGUGGGGGUUUCUGUUGAGUGUAGAUCAGAGCCUUUCUGGGAAUGCACUGUUCGACAGAUGUUGAAAGAAUGUUCUAUUUAAUCUGUAGUCUGAGAUUAAGCAGCUGUUUGUAAUAAGGACUAUGGAGGAAGCUAUACCUGUUCCCUGUUCUCACCCAUAAAAGAAUGUCCUGUCAAAUGGUGUAAUGCUUUAUCCCAUAAUGUCCUGUUGUACUAAUAAAACGAUUUUUUGUAAAAAUGGAA
This is a messenger RNA of Suricata suricatta (meerkat), 1064 nucleotides long. RefSeq names its product chromosome 15 C8orf33 homolog (gene C15H8orf33). Bases 180 to 782 code for a protein of 200 amino acids. Lineage: Eukaryota; Metazoa; Chordata; Mammalia; Carnivora; Herpestidae. The transcript has 6 exons. The record is from RefSeq and is a predicted model, not a curated record.